GUAUGAUGUGCAGUUUCAUAGUUCCUCAAAAUCUCAAAUGCCAGUUGGGUUCGCUGCGGGAACUAUGCUUGCACAGAUUGCAGAUGACAGUGAACAAAAUAAUUAAUAAUUUUAGUUUGGAGUUAAUUACAAUUAAUAAUUUUCAUCAAUUUGCUGCCUAUCUGCAUUUCGUUUGCAACUGAUUAUUUACUUCGCACAGACAACAAUCAGUUAAAUAAGUUGGUCUUGGUAUUUUCAGUUUGGAUUCCAAACUUUGGAAUUAAUUAGUUAAAUUCAAGCGAAAAAUUAAACAGGACAUCACCAUGCAGGCUGGGAUUGACCAAAUGGAUAAUUUUGACCUUGUCGACACCAACGAUUCUGUAUUGAUGAACCCAGACAUUUUGGACCAAGUAUUCUCCCACUUGGACGUGACGACAUUAAAGUCCACUCGACUUGUCUGCACCGAUUGGGCCGACGUCGGCGCCAAGAUUCUCGGAAAACGGGGUCGCCUCACCUUUUCAACAAUGCCAAAUCCUGAUUGUACAGAGUUGACCUUUUUCAACCACAAACUCGCCAGGAAUGUAACAUUGCAGAUGAAGUGUAACUGCACUGAGGAUAAGCCAUGUGAAUGUUGUCCGACUCAAAUUGAAUGCCAUCGAAAUCUGCCACCCAACUUUGCCAUACUUUUACCUGAAAUUUGCGGCAAGUUGGACACGCUAACCCUCAACACGGAAAGAACGAUUAAUCCUCCUCAACAUGAAAUAUGGGGGGCUUAUCAUUUCCCAAACCUUUCCCGGAUUUCGAUCACCGUCACCACUAUCCAAUAUCAACGUGAUGACAUCGACGUUACACCCGUGCCGCAAUUUCGACCACUUCAAAAUCUGAAAUCCUUCUCGUUCAGCAUUUUGCCAGACUAUGCUUACAAAUACUUUCCUGGGGUCGCGUUCUCCCCCCUUUGUCAGAAGCUGCUCAACUCUGCCCCCAACCUGGAAGAAUUCAGUGCGAGAGUGAAUUUCUACCCGGACUUGACACCAUGUCGAAAACUGAAAGAGUUGAGGUUUGAAUAUUACGAAUCUCGUGACGUGGCCGAUGUGCAAGUCGACCUGCCCGAAAUGACUAGAAUGCUGAAAAGUUGUAGAGAUUCUUUGGAAAAGUUGACCUUGGGUUAUCAUUAUCGGGAUGAUGAGGAUGAGAUAAAGCUGAAUUUUGACUUCCCCAACGUCACCCACUUCAGCAUUGCUGCUUCCGAAGUGUACAAAAUUGAGGACUCGCUGAACACCAAAAACUUUCCAAAACUGACCCAUUUCUCCAUCGAAUCUGAUUGCGACAUUUCCGAAAUGAUUGCAGCCUACCACCUGCGCCAUCCGGGUAUAACGUCGCUGGAAGUGGAGUGCGGCCAUUAUUCAGAAAUUAAUGACGGCCAAGAUGGACACGCUGCUGGCAAAUUGAUCAACCUUUUUCCGGGAGUGAAAGAGUUUAAGCUAAAAUUUCGGAUCGAUAACGUGAGCAGGAAAAGAGAGGUUCUGCGUUUUAAGGAAAUGAUGCGAUCCUUGAGUGACUGGGAGUUGACGAGCGGGCAGGUGGACAUUGACAUUGCGCGUGACUGGAAAUAUGGCGGUUGGGAUAAGAAGAUCAUAAUUGCCGUGUUGGAAGGAAUGACGGGAUGGAAAGGUUUGAAGAACACAUCGCUUCGAUUCUGUGGGGAUAAUGCAUACCGAAAGUUAAAAAUUCCGGACCGUAUGAAAUCCGCUCUCGUGGCAUGUAGGUCGAUUCGAAACGUGGCUAUGAAAGGAUUUAAGAUCGACCACAAGACUUUGGAAAACUUGAGUGGAUUUAUGGCGGAAAAUAAUUUACCAGUUAGUAUCACUAAUUCUGAAUAAUUUGUGAAGAUUUAGACGUAUUUGAUGUUUACUUUAAUUGAAAUUCACUAGUAUUUGUUAC
Molecule: messenger RNA, 1920 nt
Organism: Folsomia candida
Lineage: Eukaryota; Metazoa; Arthropoda; Collembola; Entomobryomorpha; Isotomidae
Exons: 6
Coding region: 303-1859 (518 amino acids)
Molecular function (GO): protein binding
Source: RefSeq, a predicted model, not a curated record